Molecule: messenger RNA, 4136 nt
Organism: Condylura cristata (star-nosed mole)
Lineage: Eukaryota; Metazoa; Chordata; Mammalia; Eulipotyphla; Talpidae
Gene: RAB18
Product: RAB18, member RAS oncogene family
Exons: 6
Coding region: 182-763 (193 amino acids)
Molecular function (GO): GTPase activity; GTP binding
Source: RefSeq, a predicted model, not a curated record
GCGCAGACGCAGAGCUACUUCAAGGCGGAACUGGGGCGUCCCCGGCUCUGGAGACCUAAACACCCGGUGUGAAAAGAAGGUGGCAGCCGCGGAGCGGUGCGCAUGCGCAGACGGCUCUCGGGUUAAGGGUUGAGAGGCGGACCGGGGCGGCCAGCUGGGCUUGGAGCGGAGCAGCGGCAGGAUGGACGAGGACGUGUUGACCACCCUGAAGAUCCUCAUCAUCGGGGAGAGCGGCGUGGGCAAGUCCAGCUUGCUCUUGAGGUUCACGGACGAUACUUUUGAUCCAGAACUUGCAGCAACAAUAGGUGUUGACUUUAAGGUGAAGACAAUUUCAGUGGAUGGAAAUAAGGCUAAACUUGCAAUAUGGGAUACUGCUGGUCAAGAGCGGUUCAGAACAUUAACUCCCAGCUAUUAUAGAGGUGCACAAGGUGUUAUAUUAGUUUAUGAUGUGACAAGAAGGGACACCUUUGUUAAACUGGAUAAUUGGCUAAGUGAAUUGGAAACAUAUUGCACGAGAAAUGACAUAGUAAACAUGCUAGUUGGAAAUAAAAUUGAUAAGAGGCAAGUGCAAAAACCUGUGAUGGUGUACAGUGUGCCUUUGAGGAACUUGUUGAAAAGAUCAUUCAGACACCAGGACUGUGGGAAAGUGAGAACCAGAAUAAAGGAGUCAAACUGUCACACAGAGAAGGCGGCCAAGGAGGAGGAGCCUGUGGUGGUUAUUGUUCUGUGUUAUAAACUCUGGGAAACUCCAUCUCUUGCAUAGUAAUCAGAUAGUGACAUCUCUCUGUAUAUAAACUCUUUAACUGCUAUCUUAGGGACCUUGCAGUUUGCACAUAAUUUGUUUUGUAUCAUGACACUAAUAUUUGCAAGAAAGCGCCCCCCAUUGGCUUUCCCAGGUACAAUGUUAUGGUGAGCAUGCACAGUUUGCAGUUUGCAGUUUCUCGUGUAACAUAAAAUAGGUGUACCUUCACCAGUACAUUUGAUUUUAUGAUUUACAUUUAUCAUGUGAUUAAAAAAUCCACCUAGUUUCUGUUGCUACAAAGUCUACUUUUGGUCUCCUUUUUACUUUACUACUCCUAUCACUUACUGAAUAAUUGGUAUAUAGAACUUCUGGAACCACUGAGGGAGAGAGGUAACAUCAAACGUAGCAGACUUCCUUUCAGGAAUGCAGAAUGCAUGAUUCACAGCUUUUCAAGGGUGUUUGCUGACAGAUUCUCUUUUAGUACUAAGCAGAAGUCUCCAGUUCAGUAGUCCAGUCCAAUUUACAAUGAAAUCUCUACUUACUCUGAUAAUUUUAAAGUAGCAUUGGUAUGUUGAAGAGGUUUGUUUUUUUUUUUUUUUUCUUUAAUUUUCUUCGAUGAGUAGCUCAGUUGUUUAAUGAGAACUUCAUUUCUGUGAUGUGUGUGUGUUGAUAUAUGACCCUUUGUGCAGCAUUUUUAAUUUCAUGGUGUUCAGCAGAAUAGCAAUAAGACUUCCCCCCACUUUGGUUUCAGGACACAGUAUGUUUAUGUAACUCAUGUAGUACUCAUCACUUUUAAAGCAGUGCAUUUUUUCCUUAAAUGUUGGUGGGUUUGUCCAGGUACAUCAGUUAAAGCUUGUGUACUGUUUAUGAGUAUCUGUUUCUUAUGACUCCCAUAAUGGCUAGUUGAUAUUUAAAACUUAUUUCUGUGUUUUGAUGGUUGGGCAAAAAAAAAAGGUGUUAAAUGACAGCUUGAGAAAAGCAUAUUGCUUCCAGAUUUUGAUGUUUGGGGGAAGUACUGUUGCAAUGAAAAUCUCCAUAAUUUACUGUAACAAGGAGUCAACAGAGUAUCCAAAAAGUCCAACUUGUACAGACUAAUAAAUCUUUUCCACAGUAUUCAGUUUUCUAACCUCUUGCUAUUGUACAUUAUUUUUUUUCACUGAUGUUCUUUGAUUUACAUUGAUCUCUCUCUGCAAAACCACCAAAUAAGUAAUUUGUCCUUUCAGAUUGGUCACUACACUACCCUUUAUUUAAGAAGAUACUGAUACUAAUUUCUGGGCAAUUUGUCCUCUGACUAUAAUUACAAAUGAUAAAUAUUUUUAUGGGUCAUCUUCACAAGACAAGUGAUAAUGGAUUAACUUCACACUGGGUUCUUUCUGAAAUGUUCAUCUUCCCUAAGAAAGCCUUGUGCUCUACUUGAUUUACCAUGCACUGUGCAUUACAUGUGAUUAAAGGUUUUAUACACUCUGUAUGUUUUUACUAACUAUAAACCAUUUACUACUUUAAUGUUGGAGAAAGUAGCUAACACAUGUACUUACAGCUUGUGUUACACUGAAACUUUAGACUUGUAAAAUCAAUGUAGUGUGUAUUGAUAAGACGUUUUUGUUGCUUUUUCUCCUUGAGCUAUAUUAUAAUCUUUCUUUUCGUUGGAUCGUUGUCUUAAUUUGGGUCAGAAUUUGGAUACAUGAGUCAUUUAACUUUUAAAAACUAAUUUUGUUUGAUUUAUAUUGUAACCUUUUAUAGUUUUUGAAUAAAUAUAGCCUGCUUUCCAUAGAUGCAUUUGUGCAGGAAGUAUAUCCAUUUCUUUAUUACUCUCAUCCGCUGAGGAACAUCUAGAUAUAGUCAUUCAAAUUAUAUGGCUUUCACUUUACUAUUUUGUUGCAAGCUUAUUAUUUCAUAACUGAAGUAGUUGUUAACAUCUAAAAUUAGUCAGUGAAAUAAUAGGGUUUUGUUCCUUCUUUUCAAAAUUACUUAAAGUAGGUUCAAAGUGUCUACUAGAUGGUGCAAAUCGAAACAAUUUGAAUAUAGUGUCUUGAGAUCUAGGAGUAGUGACAUACAGCUAAACAAAUGACUUUAAUUUCUGUUACCAGUAAUAGUUAUCUUUUAUUGCAAGCUGCUUUGGUGCCAGGUGUUUUUCUAUGUGCUGGAUUAUCCUUAAACCUCACAACAGCCAUAGGGAUUGUGUGGUACUCCUCUGUGACCCAUUUUAAGAUCAGGAAUGGGGAACAGGUAUAUUGCCAUAUAGCUAACUAGUGAUGGAGAUGGGUUCCAGACAAGGCAUUUCAUUCCUUUUUUGACUUUUUCACUUCUGAGUGCAUGCUCUUAAUUUCUUUUGCUAUGACUAGUUCUGGUUUUUGUUUGUUUGUUUUAAUAGAGCAUGCUGAAGGAAUUUUUGCCUGUUUUAUCAUUCUUUAUUAGAUCAAUAGAAAUAUUUCAUAGUUUUUGAUUAUAAAUUCCAUUGAUGUAAACAGACCUGUGAGUUGCUUGCCUAAAAGUUAAGUUAAUGGAAUAUGGUCUUUUAGUUCUUUUAUCGUUGCAUGGUGGAAUGAAAACCCCUGGCUUAGAAAAGAACUAAGUCAGGGCAACUGAUGGUACUUUAAUUUCCUAAUUGUAAUUGGACAUUAAACAAAUCUGGGAACAAUGCUUUUGCCCAAAAUUGAAAUCUGGAACAUGUUUUCAUUUUUAAGGACUUAAUUGCCAUCUAUAAAUUCGUUGGUGUUGGCUUUUUAAUUGAGUUCACUGGAAUUGUACUUGGUUUUCAUGUUACUCAAGAACUAUGCGUGGUUUCUAUACAAAUGUGGGGCUUUGCAUAAGACAGUUCUUAAAACACUACUGUUCUGUCUGUGGGAUAGUACAGAUUUCAAGGCCACAAUAUCUUUAAACACAGUUUAGUGUAUAUUUGUGAAGUUGACUUUAAAGUGGCUUGGGAUGAGCCACUAGGUACUGUAUGUAGAUAAUAGGUCUUCUCAGUAUUCAAGCAUUAUUCUUUAAUACCCCGCUGUCCUUUACUACCAUACUUAAGCUUUUCGUUCAUGUAUUUCCUCUAGUUAGACACAGGGGGGAGAACAUUUAUCAUUUUUCAUGGACAUUUUACUAGUUCUGACUCAUAACUCUGCCAAAGUUAAUCUAUAUCAAGCAUAGAAUACACCCUAGAUUUUUUGUCUAGGACUGUUGGAAAAAGAGAAUAGAAAGUAGAUUGGCCAAAUCAAAACUUGGAACUAAAUAUAGAUUCACCCAGUAAUCUCUUAACUUUAUUUUUUUUCCCAAAAUGGGAACAUUAUCAGGUUAUAAGGGCAAAGGUAGUCAACUUCUGUUACAAUAUAAGACUUUAAGUGUUACAAUUUAUAACUUUUUUUUCCUAAGAUUUAUUUAUUUGUGCAUACAGAACUGGCCAGAG